Messenger RNA from Salarias fasciatus (jewelled blenny), 2526 nucleotides. Its product is annotated as protocadherin alpha-3-like. Lineage: Eukaryota; Metazoa; Chordata; Actinopteri; Blenniiformes; Blenniidae. The transcript has a single exon. Gene Ontology annotation, molecular function: calcium ion binding. Gene Ontology annotation, biological process: homophilic cell-cell adhesion. The record is from RefSeq and is a predicted model, not a curated record. Gene Ontology annotation, cellular component: plasma membrane. The coding region runs from base 79 to 2526 and encodes 815 amino acids.
UGCACGGGAAGGUUUUGAGUUGGUAAACAGGACACGUUUUGAAAUCUCUGACUGUCUGGACGUUUCCUCUUCAAAAAAAUGGAACAAAGACGAUGCCAAAGGUGGAGAUCGCGAACAAAAUGGAGUGUAUAUUUAAUGGCUUUGGUUCACCUUUGGAGCAACGUUUCAGCGCAAUUAAAAUAUUCCGUUUACGAGGAAGUUCAAGAAGGAAAUGUUGUUGGACAUAUCGCAAAGGAUUUGGGUCUUGACAAGGCAACACUGACAGAAAGGAGGUACCGCAUUGUCUACGGAUCAACGGAACCUCCUUUCCGUGUCAAUCAGAACGAUGGUAUAUUGUAUGUGAACGGAAAGCUUGACAGGGAGGAAAUGUGCGACAGGAGCAAGGUUUGUCUUAUCGAUUUAAAAACCGUGCUGGAAAAUCCACUGGAGGUCCACUAUGUCUCAGUGGAAAUUAUAGACGUAAACGAUCACGCUCCAGUAUUCCCGGAAAACAAAAAGAUGUUAGAGAUUUUUGAAUCUGCAUUACCGGGAGCAAAAUUUCAGUUGCAAGCUGCGCGUGAUGCUGAUAGUGGAUCAUUAUCUAUCCAGCAGUACAAAUUGAGUCACAGUGAACACUUCCGUCUGGAAGUUAAAGACCGCGGUGAGGACCGUAAAACACCAAGUUUAGUUCUCCAAAAGCCAUUAGACAGAGAAUCUGCGAAGACCCACGUGUUACUUUUGACAGCCUUUGAUGGAGGUAAACCUCCAAAGUCUGGUAACAUGACUAUCAUUGUUAAUGUUUCUGAUGUGAAUGAUAACCCUCCUGUUUUCAAUCAGGAUUCAUAUAUUGCUCACUUGAGUGAAAAUUCUCCUCUUGGUACUACUGUUUUUCAAGUAAAUGCAACAGAUUUAGACGAAGGUUCAAAUGGGGAGGUUAUCUAUUCCUUUGGUAAUGAUGUGGAUGCACGGGUUCGAAAACUUUUUCAUUUGAACCAAGUGACUGGAGAACUUACAGUAGCAGGAAUUAUAGACUUUGAGGAGACUGAGAGAUAUGAAAUAGACAUUCAGGCAUCUGACAAAGGCUCAGCCACUUUAACAACAGACAAAACCGUCAUUAUCAAUAUUGUGGACGUAAAUGACAAUGCACCUGAGAUUGAAGUGACAUCCUUUUCACAUGCAUUACCUGAAGACUCAAAACCAGGAACCACAGUAGCAUUGAUCAGUGUGAAAGACUCUGACUCUGGUCUAAACGGAAAAGUGAUGUGUUUCAUAAGCCAGGAUCUCCCAUUUUUGCUAACUCCAUCUUUACAAAAUAACAUGUAUUCACUUGUGACAAAACAGUCUUUGGAUCGAGAGCAACACUCUGGAUAUGAUGUAACAAUUAAAGUUAAGGACGCAGGUGAACCUCCGCUAUCAUCGGAAAAAACUGUUAAAAUUAUUGUGUCCGAUGUGAAUGACAACGGCCCACAAUUCUCUGAAAAUCCUUAUACAUUUUACAUAACCGAGAACAACAAUCCAGGGGUGGCUAUUUUAUCAGUGACAGCUCGUGAUGGGGACGACGGCAGUAACGCUUUAAUAUCAUACAAUAUCUUAAGGGACAAGGGAGGAGAAGCUAAGCUGACCUCCUUUCUCAAUGUGAAUGCUGAAAAUGGAGAUAUUCUGGCGCUGAAAAGUUUCGAUUUUGAAACUCUGAAAACUUUCCAGUUCCAAGUUGUAGCCACAGAUUCUGGAACUCCGCCACUCAGCAACAACGUGACAGUCAACGUGUUCAUUCUGGAUCAGAACGACAACGCUCCAGUCAUCCUGUAUCCACUCAGCUCCAACGGCUCUGCUGAAGGUGUGGAGGAGAUUCCCCGCAAUGUCAACGCAGGACACCUGGUGACUAAAGUCAGAGCCUAUGACGCUGAUAUAGGAUACAACGGCUGGCUGUUGUUCUCACUGCAGGAAGUUACUGACCACAGUCUCUUUGGGUUGGACCGCUACACAGGACAGAUCAGGACACUUCGUUCAUUCACAGAGACAGACGAGGCUGAACAUAAACUGGUCAUCCUGGUCAAAGACAACGGAAAUGUUUCACUGUCGGCCACAGCCACUGUGAUUAUCAAACUCGUGGAGCCCAAAGAGGCCUUUGCAGCUUCUGAUGUGAAAAGUGCAAUAACACAUGAGGAAAAUGACAAUGUGACUUUUUACCUGAUGAUAACUUUGGGCUGCGUUUCUGUACUUUUUCUGGUCAGCAUCAUAGUGCUGAUUGCAAUGCAGUGCUCCAAAUCCACUGACUAUACAUCUAAAUAUCUACAAGAGACAAAUUAUGAUGGAACACUGUGUCACAGCAUUCAGUACAGAUCUGGAGAUAAACGAUACAUGCUGGUUGGACCCAGAAUGAGUAUUGGAUCUACUAUAGUUCCUGGAAGUCAUGCUAAUACUCUUGUACUACCGGACAGGAGACGUCCAUCUGGAGAGGUAAGAAUAUUUUUUGACAGAAUGCCAAAAUGUGUCUUGUUUUGGUUUUGGGGCUUGAAAAUCAAUUUGCACUGGCCUUGGUGCUGA